GCUUGGGUCAUAAGUUUCAUAGUUGAAAGGUUUAAUUUCUACUAAAUAUUCUUAAGUUUAAUAUUAAACGCAAUAAAAAAAGUGUUAAACGGCGGUUUGUGUUGGCUUUCUAACAAAAUGAUUGCCGACGACAGCGGUGUUAAGCAUUUUGAUCGCAAAUUUGUGGCCUCAAACUUGCAGAAUCUUCUGCGCUGCCCAAAAUGUACGAAAUGUUACACAUACUCGUACAAUACUUAUCAAAGAGGAGAGAGCUAUCGCCCCUUUCUGCUACCUUGUGGACAUAAUCUCUGCGAGAGCUGCGUGUGGACCUAUCGCCAGGAUCUUAAGUGUGCUGUUUGCCAAAAUCCUGCUCCUCCAACGAUCAAGGCCAAGGAUCCGGCUAGUAAAUUUUCCGGCAACGUGCGCGACUUCUACGAACUUAAUUAUCAUGUGCUGGGGGAAACCAGCAGCCUCAGUUAUUUUCGGCGUUUUGCUACGGAAACGUCGAAUAAAUCCCUGUCUCUCAACUCAACCAGCGAAUUGCUUGUCCAGUCCACCAAAUGCAGCGAGUGUGGAAAUGCAGUUGCCACCGGGGAAUGCAGGCAGUGCAAAGCCUUCUAUUGUCGCCGCUGCUUCGAUGCGGUGCACAAUCACAGUCGCGUCUUGAAGUCGCACGUGUUCCAGAAAACCACCAUCGAAACGCAGUCCCAAACCAGCAGGGGAUUACGCGUGGACAACCACUUCUUCACACUGCCUUUCAGCAGUUGCUUAAAACAUCGAUUGCCGAAGAACGUGCACUGCCAGCAGUGCAAUCGCAACAACUGCGCGGUCUGCUCCUCCCUUCAUCAUCUCAGCCACCGCACUCGCCCAAUGGCCGAUAUUAAUCAACGCUAUGCCUCCGAAAUUCCGGCCUCCUUAAAUGCAUUAAACUCAGCUCUUCUCAACAUCCAAAAUGGAAAGGAGGUGGUUCGAGCGGCCAAGCAGAAGCUGAGCGGCUAUGCCUCCGAUACGCUGGCCAGCAUUUCGAAGCGUUUCUGCCACCUGCACGGCUUGCUCCAGGUGGCCGAGCUGCAGGUCAUCGAGAAGCUGCGCGAGUCCAGUCUGCCACCUCAAAUGGAACUCAACGAAGCACUGGGCAGGCUGAGUGGCUACGAAUCGGUGAUCAAGCGCUUAAAGCAACUUCUGGAAAGUGGCACCGAGGACAACUUGGGUGUGCCUAAAGAUAUCAGCCUAAAAUGGCUAAUUAAACUGAUCGGCGAGCAUCUCGAGAAUAUUCCCACAACUGUCGAAAUCACCAAAAUCGAUGAAAAUCCAUAUCGCGUGACCUGUGGUCGUGUUAUGGAUAUGGCCAAUCUAUUCAAGUGCGAAUUUGUGGACCCGAAGAUUCAUGUUCGCUUAAGGACCGACUUGGAAAGCAAUUCCAGCGUCGUAAUGUCACCCAACGAAGACAUCACCUUCUCCAGUUCUUUCAGCAGUGGCAAAGAAAACAUUGCCCAGGCCAACGUAGUAGUUCCUCAAUUAAUGCUUACGCAAAAUUCGAAAACAAAGCUGAUAUCAAAGGGGCCAAAUAGUCGGGCCAAAAAGGCCAAGAAAACUCAAACCUUUUUAAGUUCGACUUGUGCCUCUACCGAUGAGAUUCCCUCAAGGGACUUUGUGCGCAACUUCUCGGCUUUGGACAUUACCAAACCGAAUGUGACAACGAUUAUAAAGAGUGGAGGAGACAAGGGCGAUUGGUUCAAGACCGAUGCGCUGGUUAAAGUUCGCUGCGUCAACUCUCCUGAAGAUUUCUACGUCCAGGGCAUCCAUUCCGCCCAGCGAUUGCGCGAGGAACUGGACACUUUUUCACAGACACUUACACGGGGCCGCUCUGCUCUACCGGCCAUCGUGGUGGGCGAGCACUACAUCACCUACCACAAGGAUCAGGACCGCUUCUAUCGCGCCAUGGUCAGCCAGAAACUGGGCUCUCGGGACACCUACAAAGUCUUUCUGCCGGACAUCGGCCUUUACGUAGAGGCUCAUAGCAGCAACUUCCAUGAAGUACCGGAGCGUCUGGCGCAAUUGCCGUAUUCCGCCGUACACUGCAGCCUGAGAGAGCUGAUGCCCAACCACGGCGGAUCUGAGUGGGAUAAUCGGGCCAGUGCCUUCCUUAAGCAGAUAGUGCAGAACAAUCCUGUUCAUGUGAUCGUCAAGAGAGCUCUUUCCCAUGAGCUGCAUGAGGUGGAUCUCAUCACCAGCAACUACAAUACUGACAUCUCCGUGCGUGAGUCUUUUUUAUAUUCUGGCCUGGCGCGCUCCCGCUGCGGCCUCGCGCCAGCUAUUGGCCAUCAAUGGCUGCAGCCUGCUCCGAGUACACUGCGCCUGCCCAGGAUGAAGUUCCAGUUCGGCGACGUCCUCAUGAUCCAGAUGCUGCACGUGGAGGACCCGCAGGAGUUUUACGUUAUGCGCCACGACUUCGAGUCGAAACGCUGCUCACUGCAAUCCAGCCUGCAGGGAACCAUGGAUCGCAUUAGCAUUAGCCAACUGCAGAAUAUAUUUUUAGGACGUCAGCACCUCGGCUGCGUUCUCCAGUCAGAUGGUCAAUGGAAACGGGCUAGCAUCGAACAGAUUCUUCCCGAUGGUUACGUUCUUGUGCACCUGGUUGACGAUGGUCCCAGCCAAAAGGUUUUCUGGGACCAAUUGUUCAUGCUGCCGCAGAACUUUUGGGAUACAGAGCUGGCUAUUAAAUGCUGUUUGGCGGAUGUGGAAACCCGUCCGGAGCUGGCCUAUGUGUGGACUGCAGAGGCGACGGCCGCCUUCAAGCAGCUUACCGCUAAUCCCAAGCUGCACAUGGAGGUGAUCCGUUCCACGGAGGAUGUGGUGUAUGUGGCGUUAAAUUUCAUUCGUUCGGGUUCGGAGACCACCAGCGUUGGAGUCCAAAUGGUGGCCCAGGGAUACUGCACCUCGAGUGGGGAGAGCAGUAAGAUUGUCAACCCACCCGACUCAUCCAGAUCCGUGCGCCUAGACGUCGAUACGCGCAGGUUUAUUGAACAGCAGAAGGGACAGCCAGUGGAGAUGGCUCCUUACCAGAAGGCCGAUAAAAACGAUCGAAACAAGCGUGUUAAUGUGCAGGUUCUGUAUGUUCGAAAGCCGGAUGAGUUCUAUGUGACCCUGCCCCACUUCCAGCCGGCCAUACAGCUCUUGCAGAAGUCAGUGCAGGAAGCAGCUGCCGCCAUGUAUCAGGACAUGCUGCCCAGGGCUAAUUGGCAGGUGGGCGAAAUGUGCUAUGUGAGGGUCCAGGCAAAGUGCGAUUCGCAGCUAUUUUGGCAUCGUGGAGCAGUGACAAAGGUCAUACCUCCUAGCAGUAGUUGCCAUUUGACCCGCUACCAAGUGCAGUUGAGAGAUUUAGGUGAGCUGGCCGAGAACGUGGCUAGCUCUAGCAUGGCGAGCAUUGACGAGGCCAACAUGCGUAUCUCUAACAGCGCCAAACGUUGUUAUUUGCACGGUAUUCGGGCAAUCGGUGAUGAGUGGUCUGAAGACGCAAUUGAUUUCUUCAAGGAUCAGCUGCAGGCCUACGAUGAUAUCCAUGUGACAGGUCACGGGUAUACGGGAAACUCUUUGAGUGUUGUCCUUUGGGGCUCCCACACCAUAAUCAGUGGACCAUUUUCGCCUGCUCGAAUGAAGUACGUUAAUAUCAAUAAAACCCUUCUGUUGGCCGGAAUGGCCGAGAAGGAUCUGAACUUUGAUCCCGACGACCAGCAGUCGAUACCCGAUGGCAGCGUUCGGUCUGAAGGAACAGGAAAAUCCUGCGACCUUAAAGCCAUGCAAUCCUAUAUUGACAAAAUUGAUAAGAUGGGCACGGCAAAGAACCUUAAUCCCGAAAAAUCGCCGAGACUGAAAAUUGGUUUCGAGCACAACGAGGACAUGCCACCGCUGGAACUUCUGGAGGAUUUUGGAAAGGCCAAGCAGACGACUGGGCAGACAGUACCACCUGUCGGAUGGACUACGCCACGUAGAUGCGAGAAGGCCAUUUUCACGGCGAUCGCCACAAAUGUGAGUUACGAGUGCUGUGUCUACUUGACUUUGGCCAACGACAAGCCCUUCAUGGACCAUAUGCGCAAUCUUCUGGUGCGGAAAUUCAAACCGCUAAUGGAUAAGCAGCAGGAGCGAUCAACCUCAUAUAUGUACGAGGUGGGACAACCGGUGCUAGUAUCCUAUCACAUGGACAAUCUGAUCUACCGAGGAAUAGUGCAGCGCUUGAAAAACAAUCACGAUGAGUACACCGUUUACUAUGUGGAUUAUGGCAACAUGGAGCAGGUCAAGGCGGAUGAGAUGCUGCCAUUUGCCCCGUUCCCGGAACUAAACGCCAUGUGCUUUCAAGUGACGAUUCACGGAGUCCGAUCGAAAAAGGGAAAGUAUACCAUAAAGGAGAUGGACACGGUCCACCAGCAUUUAGUUAUGAAGCUGAGCAGUGUGCGUGUUAUGGAGGCCAAGGUAGUGGGAUCCGAUAAGCUACCAACCUGCCAGAUCAAGGUGGGCAAUCUGGAUAUUGCCACCAUGAUGAUAGACUGCGGCAUAUCCGUGCCAACCGAAAAGCCACAUACCAAAAAAAAAUCAAUAUUCAUAUCUUCGCAAAAAACUUUCGAUGAGUUUAAAGUGUUCGACGAACUGGAGAACCUGGCAUCCUUGGAAGGAGCUGUACCAGACGAAGAAGAAGCCAAGAGAGUCCAGCGUAAAAACGAAACCCAAUCGUCGGUGCAGCAACCGCCCUCGAAGAAAAAGUACCUGGUCAAUAGCAAGGAGAUUGAAGCUUUUGAAUGUGAUCAGGAUUUCGAUUGCCAGCAAGUAGCUCAGGAGAUGCACCUCAACAACAGUUUUUUUCUUGUUAACUUUAAAAAAUACGCUGGUGAAAACGGUUCAGAAGAAUCUGGACUGGAUCUGGAUAAAUCAGGAGAUGAGGAGCAGGGCUCGAAUACCUCUAAUAUUAUAGAAAACCAGGAUGAUGCCGAUAAUGAAGGCAGUCAGAUGGAGCCUCAAAUUUUUUCAGCCGCAGAUCAAGUGCGGCGCCGCAUUGAACUGCGUCAAAAGGAAAUGAAAGACAAGGUCAGCUUUUCGCCCUUGGAAACCUCAACGGUGCGAUCUUACUACGAUGCUAGUGGCAGCUUCAAGACGCUUUCCCUUCCCAAUGGAGUGAAGCAGUUCCAGUGCACCGUGGAGAGUGUACUGUCGGCCACGGAACUGCAGAUCGCGCCAUGUCUCUCCGAGUUCACCAAGCACGACAUCAAUUUGGUCCAAGAGACUAGCGCUUUGAUCAAUGAUGCGGAGCCACUGAAGCGGCCCAAAUUGGGGGACUUGUGUUUGGCCCGCUACUCGAAGGACAAGCAGUGGUACCGAGCCAUUAUCAAGGAGAUUCCUCCGGGAAAUCUUCAAGCCACCGUAUUCUACAUCGAUUUCCACGACACCGAGAGGGUUUUACACAGCCAUCUGAAAGUGAUGCCCAAUCAGUUGUUCAUGUUUCCACUACGAUCGUUUCGGGUCAAAUUACACGGCGUUAAGAAGAACAAGAAUUUCGAGGACAAGUCAGUGCGCCAGGCGCUGCAGGCCUGCCUCUGCAAAUAUCCGCUGGUCUUUGCGCGGGUUCACUAUCCCCUAAACUAUCAUUCUAACAAUAUAGACGGUUCCGUUGGCGAAUCUGAUCUGAUCGAAGUAGAGCUGUUCGAGAACAGGCACCAGAAGAAGCUCUUGUACCAAUCUCUCUGUGACAAUUGGAUGCUUAUGAAAAAAAAAUGAAUUGGCAAAUAGCCAAAAUAAAUGUAAUCUAUCUUUAUAUUUUUAUUUUAAAAGCGCUUAGGAUAUGCGCAUUAAUACAUAAAGGAAUAUGUAUCGCAGUAUUACUCCACAUUAUAAUUUACUCAACAGUUUAAUUCUCCAAAUUGUUGCUAUUAACCAUUAAACGUUUUCA
Molecule: messenger RNA, 5917 nt
Organism: Drosophila rhopaloa
Lineage: Eukaryota; Metazoa; Arthropoda; Insecta; Diptera; Drosophilidae
Gene: qin
Exons: 10
Coding region: 118-5745 (1875 amino acids)
Molecular function (GO): zinc ion binding
Source: RefSeq, a predicted model, not a curated record